Molecule: messenger RNA, 1164 nt
Organism: Symbiodinium sp. CCMP2456
Lineage: Eukaryota; Dinophyceae; Suessiales; Symbiodiniaceae
Source: the annotation of a GenBank genome assembly
AUGUCGUCGGAGGAAAGUGAGCCCGUCGAGGCGGCGGCGGCUGGAUCAGGCUUGGUGACUAACAGAAUAUCAACACUGGGCCAUCAUCACGCCAGUACCAGCGGCCAAAGUAGUUCGUCCAAGCCCAGUGGAAGUCGCAAUUCUCUUGCUGCAGACCGUGGUGGGGGAAAGGCUCGUGCCUGGUUCAGUGCCUAUGGACCUCGGUGCAAGUGCCCCAAUGGCAGCACAACGAGUACACCAUCAGGGCCGAGUCGCCCUCCUGCUUCGGGUGCAACGCUGGAGGACGACGACCCCUUGAAAGGCUUCGAGUUGAGCUUUUUGUCGUUAAGUGGCGUGGACGACACAGUCUCUCCACGAACGCUGUGCGACAUCUCGCAGGAAUUUUCCUUCGUGGAGUGGGGAGUCAAUUUCCGGGCCGAGAAGCAGGGUCGCGAGCCGAGAUAUGCCUCACUCGCAUGGCUGCGCCAGCUACAAGAGGAGAUCGACCGGCGACAGCAAACCGGAAAGUUUGCUCCGAUCCACUUCGCGGCCCACCUGGGAGGUGAGUACUGCGUGGAUGUCUUAAAGGGCGAUGCGUCGCUGGUGCGCACCCUCUGGGAGGAUUACGGCUUCCUGCGGGUGUACCUCUGUCCGACGCGCGCCAAUGGCGUGAACAGCUCGCAGCUGAAGAAAUACCUGCAGUCGCUACGGUCAGUGAUCCUGGCGCUACCCCAAGUCGAGUUUGUCUUGCUGGUGACCAAGGAGACGAGGGCGCUGACGUUUCAUUUGAUGAACGACUGUCAGCCCAACCUUGCGUUCUUCUACUUUUCAGAGGAAGCAGAGGCAGGCACCAGCGAAAGCAGCGAUAAGUCGCGGGUCCAGAGCACCGCGCCGACGAACGGGCAGAGCUCACGGGCGAAGCGGCCUGCGCCCUGCCCGCACCCUGGCAUACACUGCGGCUAUGGCGGCGGCCUAACGAGUGAAAACCUCACGGCCGAGCUCCGGAACAUCGCACGCGCCGUUGGCCCACCGAAGCGUACGGUUUGGGUGGAUUUGGAGUCCGGUCUUCGCUCGCGUGCAGCCGGGCGUCCUGAUGAGUUUGACCUCGGGAAGGCGUGGGCUUGCAUCCGUGCUGUCUACGACCUUGAGCUGCCCCGGCCGCGGCCGACAUUUGCCUCGCGUUAG